Messenger RNA from Ochlerotatus camptorhynchus, 1853 nucleotides. It is a transcript of the gene Gba1b, whose product is annotated as Glucocerebrosidase 1b. Gene Ontology annotation, biological process: glucosylceramide catabolic process. Bases 103 to 1794 code for a protein of 563 amino acids. Gene Ontology annotation, molecular function: glucosylceramidase activity. The transcript has 3 exons. Lineage: Eukaryota; Metazoa; Arthropoda; Insecta; Diptera; Culicidae. The record is from RefSeq and is a predicted model, not a curated record.
UACGGUACACGAUUGUGACAACACACACGGUCAGCUUGCAGUCACAAUUUGCGCGAAUAUUUGAAAGAAAGAAAAAACUGGUUGUCAAACAAAUCCAAUGUAAUGCAGUGUAAAAUAAGGCCGUUGCCUUCCACGAGAACAACAACCUUGAACUUGGUUCCAGUAGGCAUGUUGAGGCAGUUCCUGUUCGUAACAUUCGUCACCUUGGUGAUCGGCGACGGUUACUUCGAUUCAGUGGCGUCGCUUCCAUGUGCGUUACGUCAGUACCCGACCGGUUCGGUGUGCGUGUGCAAUGUGACCUACUGCGAUACGUUGCAGUUCGAGGAUCCAAGUGAGUCGGGGGAGUUCAUGCUGGUUUCCAGCAGCCGAGAUGGAGCCCGAUUCGCACAAUCACGGGGGAAGUUUGUGAAGGUAUUCAAUCUCAAUGUCACGUUCUUGCCGGCGGUAGUCAUGGUGCCGAAGCAAAGGAUAGUGCGAAGGAGUACGCGAUCGGUCACUAUUCAGCUGAAUCGGGAGAGGCAGUAUCAGCGGAUGGUUGGAUUUGGAGGGGCGUUUACCGGGGCUGUUUCGUACAAUUUGCGCCGGUUGAAACCGGAGUUAAGGAAGAGUAUCUAUCGAUCGUACUACUCGAAAAAAGUUGGAAUCGGAUACAAUCUGAUGAGGAUCCCGAUCGGAGGGUGUGAUUUCGAUCUGAAACCGUGGGCCUACAAUGAGGCACCGGUGAAUGAUGGCAAGUUAUCCAACUUUACCGAACUGGAUAGGCGAGAUGUGGUGAAGAUCGAGCAAAUCAAGGAACUUAUGGAGGUGUCCGAUAAUCAUGAGAUCAAGUUCAUGGGAGCAGCGUGGAGUUCACCGAGGUGGAUGAAGACGAACAAUGAUUGGACCGGUUCGAGUCGGCUCAAGCCGGAGUACUAUCAAACGUGGGCCGACUACCACAUCAAGUACCUGCAGUUGAUGAAGGAGGCUGGUUUGAAUUACUGGGCGAUAUCGACCGGUAAUGAACCGAUGAAUGCCGUGAUCGGCUUCUUUUUCGUCCGGUUCAUGAGCUUGGGUUGGGUGGCAACGGAUCAAGGAAAAUGGGUCGGUAAUAACCUGGGCCCUGCGCUGAGGAAUUCGGAGUUCAAGGACGUCAAAUUGUUUGCUGGAGACGAUCAGCGGUAUACGUUUCCCUGGUGGUUCUCGCAGAUGGAUCAGGGUCAUCCUAAUGCUACGCAGUACGUGGAUGGCUUGGCCGUCCAUUGGUACUGGGAUGGAGUGACUCCUCCUGGACUGCUGGAUCAAGCCGCCAGCCUGUAUCCGGGCAAGUUGAUCUUCAACACGGAAGCGUCGCUCGGGGAUAAGCCAUUUCAAACGCACCGUCCAAUACUGGGCUCCUGGGAUCGAGCUGAAUCCUACAUAACCUACAUAAUGCAAGACCUUCAGCACAGCGUUCACGGAUGGAUCGAUUGGAAUUUACUGUUGAACGAGAUCGGAGGUCCAAACUACGCCAACAACUAUGUGGAGACGGCGGUCGUUGUGAACGGAACGACCGGCGACGAGCUGUACAAACAACCGAUUUUCUACGGGCUGGGACAUUACUCGAGGUUCAUCACAGAAGGCUCGAUCCGAUUCGAAGUGACAAGCGACGACAGCGGGAUGCUCGUAGUAGGCUUUACGCGACCUGACAACCGCACGGUUCUAGUUUUCUACAACAAAAAAUCCAGUCCGUGUGAGCUGAAGAUCCGCGAUCCGGAACGAGGUUUAACUGACAUUGAGGUCCCACCCAAGUCGAUACAUUCCAUUCUCUACGCCUAAUUGAAGCCCAAGUCACAGAAAUUUGUAACGGAAGACAAUAAACCAAAAAUAAGCUCAAA